Molecule: messenger RNA, 6446 nt
Organism: Hypanus sabinus (Atlantic stingray)
Lineage: Eukaryota; Metazoa; Chordata; Chondrichthyes; Myliobatiformes; Dasyatidae
Gene: nfrkb
Product: nuclear factor related to kappaB binding protein
Exons: 26
Coding region: 206-4042 (1278 amino acids)
Cellular component (GO): Ino80 complex
Molecular function (GO): protease binding
Source: RefSeq, a predicted model, not a curated record
UUCACAUCUCCCACACCGAUCUCUGAGCUACACAUUUUAGUGUUGAGAACGAAGCGCUGAUUGACUGCAAGAAGCCAUGAAACAGAAAUGUUGCUGUUGGUGCCUCUGAGUGCCCAGAUGAUGGGUGGUGAUGUGACUGGAGUUUCGCCCGGGGCAGGACACCUAGCAGCUGAGAGUGGUUUCAGAGACGAUUGCAUAACCGAGGAUGGAUUGUCUGGAUAAUAUGUUAACAGAACCCUUGGAAUUGGGGUCGACCAGGGAGGUGAAUGGUGCUGGUAUUAUGGAAGAAUGCUUGCUUGGAGGGACCAGGGUCAGCCUUCCAGAGGAUCUGUUAGAGGAUCCUGAGAUCUUCUUUGAGGUGGUAAGUGGCAGAACCUGGGACGAGGUUCUGUCUCAGGCCCAGCGAGAACACUUGAGGAAGUUUCUUCCACAGUUUGCUGAGAACAACCUGGAGCAGCAGGACAACAUUAUCAUUGGGCUCUUCAAUGGCGAAGACUUCCGGUUUGGAAACCCUCUCCACCUUGCUCAGAAGUUAUUCCGAGAUGGUCACUUUAACCCAGAGGUGGUGAAGUACAGACAGCUGUGCAUAAAAUCACAGUAUAAGCGUUACCUGUACUCCCAGCAGCAAUACUUUCACAAUCUGCUCAAACAGAUCCUCGUCUCCCGAAAGGAGUUGCUGGAACUGGCGAGAAAGAGUGGCCCUCACCUAGCACUGAAGAGAAAGUAUCAUGCAACCUCCAGUGAAGGAGAGCGAGAAGAGGAGAGAAGAGCACGCAGCCGAUAUGAGAAGAUCCUGCGAGAGGUCAAGGAGGAGUGUGAGGAUAACACCAUUUCAUCCGAUGAGGAAGACAUGUGCUCCUGGUUUCCCAGUUCUCCUACACAUCCCCCAAGUCCCAGCAUAGCUCUGAGAGUUGUACCAACUCUCUCCACGCAGGACAUGAAGACAGUCACUAAGCUUGAAUUGGGCGAUGAGGAUUUGAAACUGAUGUUAAAGAAGCACAUUGAAAAGCGAAGACGCCAACCGGACCAUCCAGACUUGGCUACUGGUGACUUGACUCUCAAUGAUAUCAUAACCCGGAUGAAUGCUGGCCGAAGAGGCUCACUAGCAGCUUUAUUAGAUCUUACACUUCCAAAGAAGAGGGUGAAGGAUAAAGAGGAGAGGAAGAAAAAGAAACUGAAAGUGCCAAAAAUGGAGCCAGAUGAUUUGGCUGAGUCAUCAGGAGCAGAGGGACCUAUUGCAGCACCUCCAGAGCAGCAGGUGACGCCUAAACCAGUCUCUGUUCCUGAACAGACACUUGAUAGAGUGAAGCUGACAACAGUUCCUGGAAUCACAGCUUGUUUCUUCACUCUGCUGCAGGACAUCUUACUGGCAGAGGGAGAGGCGAGUAUGUCCUGGAUUGAGGAGAAAGUGCUUGAUUGGCAGAUCUCUGCUCACAGUGCAUUAAACUCCUGGUUCCCAGAUGCCUCAAACUGGUCAGAACUUGUCCAUUCAGCUCUACGUUUCCUUUCUGGGGAAGGUGCGCGUGGGGUUGCCGCUCUUCCCUCCAAUUUUACUCCAUAUGUAAAUUGCAGAGAACGAGGCCAGCACUGGAAAUGGAUUGGUUCUGGACGUGACUCGGAGAAGGAAAUGACUUUGUUGUGUCAGCUGUGGUUUGAGGUUAAGGAUCAGGCAUUUCCCAAGGAAUCUGAUGAGCUUCAAGACAUCACACCCCCAACUCCCAGGGUACGGACAGACUACGUUGUGAGACCCAGCACUGGAGAUGAAAAGCGUGUGUUUCAGGAACAGGAGCGCCAACGAUACAGCCAGCCCCACAAGGCCUUCACCUUUCGUAUGCAUGGUUUUGACUCUGUAGUAGGCCCUGUGAAAGGAGUGUUUGAUAAGGACCCUUCACUCAAUAAGGCACGAGAACAUUCACUGCUGCGAUCAGACAGGCCAGCCUACGUCACCAUCCUGUCGUUGGUGCGAGAUGCAGCCGCUCGACUUCCAAAUGGAGAAGGGACGCGUGCAGAGAUCUGUGAGCUGCUCAAGGACUCUCAGUUUCUGGCUCCUGAGGUCACCAAUGCCCAGAUUAAUACUGUUGUGAGUGGAGCGUUGGACAGGCUACAUUAUGAGAAGGAUCCAUGUGUGAAAUAUGAUAUUGGGCGGAAGUUAUGGAUCUACCUGCACCGGAACCGGAGUGAAGAGGAGUUUGAACGCAUUCACCAAGCCCAGGCUGCAGCAGCGAAAGCCAAGAAAGCUUUGCAACAGAAACCCAAGCUGACAACAAAGGUUAAGUCCUCUUGUAAGGAGAGUACAACAAAGGUUCCCCUCUGUGAGCAGUCUCUGGGACCCCAGGUGUUGACAGACUCCAGCUUGCCCCACACACCUGUGACGCCAGUAACCCCCACACUGCCUGCUACACCCACGUCACCACCAGCGGCUGUAGAUGGCAAUAAAGUUCCAACAACCAGUGCACCAGAACUGGUCAAAUCAGGUCAAAGUGUUUUGUUGAUGUCCUCACCUUCAAUGCCACAGCUUGGGAACCUGCUGUCUGGCUCGCAACCAGGACUUAAUGCUGGACCACAGACUCAAGGCCAGAUGCUACCUCACUCAGUGGCUGCCACUGUUCCUCAGGUGCGGGUCGUCACUGCUCAGCAUGGCUUAGCUUCUAGUGCACACCCGGCUUCUGUGGUGCAACAAGUGCAACAGCACCAACAUCAGAUCCGGCUCCCCAAUGUCACGGCAUCUGCUCACACUAAAGUGGUUCCUCAGUCUAUUCUGACAGUACCAGUGAAGGCUCAGUCUGGUGUCAGUACUGUUCACAUCCAGCAAAGUUCUACUAAAGCAAAUCUAACAAUGGCUGGGAUCAGCACGGCUUCCAAAACAGUGUCCAGCACACUCAACAGUGCUGCGUCAAGCUCCGCCACCAGCAUCUUACAGAACGUGGCAGGACAAAGCAUCAUGAGACAGGUUGCCAUUGCAGGCCAGCUUGGGGUGAAGGCCCAGUCUAGUACUGGAAUCCCAUUGACAGCCACCAACAUCCGGAUUCAGGGAAAAGAUGUUCUGCGGCUGGCACCGUCCUCUAUCACCACCGACUCCAAAGGCCAGACGGUGCUCCGCAUCACACAGGAUAUGAUGGCUACCUUGACUAAGGCGCCGGUCACCACUGUCAAACUCACUCCAGAUAUGCUCGGGACCAAGGGCAUCUCAGCCACUCUACACGUCACACCAGCUAUGCAGUCCACGGACACCCUGGUGAAGGCCUCCACCUGCACAAGUGCAUCCACGACCUCCACGGUUGUCAAGGUCACACCAGACUUGAAAGUCACAGAUGCAACAAGUGCCGCCAUCCGGUUGAUGCCGGCGCUGGCUGUAACGGUAGCUGACCAGAUGAGUAAAGCGUGUGCCCCCCUCUCCUCGACGGACACCAAGCCAGCUGCCACCAUUCGCAUCAUGCCUGGCCUUGGGGUCAUUCCCAAACCCGGGCAGGCCAUUGCCGUGGCAACUUCCAGCAAACCAUUCACGGCUGCGGGUACAAUAACCUCAGCUGCAGUUACGCUGACGACAGUAAGCACAGCCGGGUCAAAGGCAAUCACCAAGGUAACACCAACAGCUGGGCUGCCAAUCUCGAUCGGAACAGGUACAGCCACAGUCAGGCAGGUUCCUGUCAGUGCAACCAUGGUAUCUACAACACAGGCGACCAAGCUGCCUGCGACCAUCACCGUGCCUUUAUCAGUUCUGAACCAACCUCUCAAAGGAAAAGGGGUGAUGGCAGGACCAAUAAUCAAGGGCAACCUUGGGGCAAAUAUCAGUGGACUUGGAAGAAAUAUUAUUCUCACGACCAUGCCUGCGGGGACGAAACUGAUCGCUGGGAGCAAACCUGUCAGCUUCGUUACAGCCCAGCAAUUGCAGCAGCUCCAACAACAGGGACAGGCCACCCAGGUCAGGAUCCAACACCUUCCAUCUCAACAGCUUCACCAAGGAACGUCGAUCAGCUCCAGCAAGCCCAUCUCUACAGUGGUCGUAACCACAGCACCAUCAGUGAAACAGCCACAGGACUAGUGAAUACUGUCUUAGACAUAGACCGUGUCAUUGUAUUUAUUAUUUUUACCUUCCACUGUAGGCUCAUCAUCUCACACAUCAUGGCUCAGUGCUGAGUGAUGGGAGCCAUACCCCUUCUGUCCUGUCGUGUGGACACAAAUUGUGUUCUGCUUCAAUCCCUGAAAAUAUAUCAUGAGACAUACCUAUACAGUAUAUCCAAUAAAGCGUCUCAGUAAUAAGCUUGUUGUAGUUUGAAUCCUUACUGGCGACAGGGCGCCAGUGGGUCAAGAGAUCAAUGCCUCAUUACAGAAACCAGAAGGUACCUGUCUCCGCCCGGCACACCACUCUGUUGGGCCUGUAAUAAGUCUUUAUGUCCCUGGCCAAGGGUUCCUCCUGCUUAAUGGCAAAUCUCUGCUGUUUUGAAGACAAACUGUAUUAAACAAUUAUGAUGAGGUGGUUCCAUAUGAUGGAUCCUUCUGUGGAAUAUCUGAGGUUCUCUGUGUAUAAUACUGUGUAUCAAAUCAUGUUUGUGUUGCUUUACAGUGGUGGAGUGUGCUUAUGAUGCUGGAUAUAUAGGUGUUUAAGGUGCUGUGUGUAAAGGACUUAUUAGAGAACUAUGAAAUAAGUGUCUUGUGCUGUCUACAAUAUUUUUAUGCUGCAGUAGAUGUGCUCUUUAUUACACUGCAUUUAAGUUACUGUCUAUGCAGUAUUGUUUUAAAUGCAGUUUAUAACUUUGUGUGUAUAUAGUGCUACUUAGUGUGCUGGAUACACAGUAGUGUUCACUGCACAACAAUUUGGUGACAUCCAGUAUAAAUUGACUUCUACAAUUUGGGUAUCCCUGCCGUCACAGGAGAUUUCAGUUUGCUGGCAGUGAGUGACGAGGAACAAGAGCAGGAGUGGACUUUUGCCUCUGCCAGGAUGCUCUGCUUCAGUAAGGCCCUGGCUUAUUUAAACUCUACCUUCCCAACAUAUUCCCAUGUCUCUGAAUUCCCUUGGUAUCCGAAGAUGUGUUGUCCUCCACACAUCUUCGGAGCUCUGAGUGAAGCAAUUUCCCCAUAUCCUAAAUUCUCAUCAUUAUUCAGAGAUUCUGAUUUCUCAAUUCUAGACAGAGUCAAGGGAAAUACUGUAACUUAAUGUAUGUCCUCUCCAUUUUAACUUUAUUUCAAUCAGAUCACUCUUUAAGCCACAUCCAUACAAUCCAAAUAAUGUGAGAAGCCUUUUCUUUAAGUCAUUAAAAAAUGACGUCAGAAGAGUUGCCACGUGUGCAGCCCGUGCAAGACGGAUACACACAUUAAAAUAUAAUGAUCAUGUGAUUAUAAUCAACACUUAAACAGAUAAAAUCAUGUCAAAAAUUAAUUCUGAGCAAUGAAGAGAAGCAUUGUGUGAAUAUCUUGGGCGUCAAGAUUUACAAGAUGGUAUAUUUUAUCAAAGACACUUAAUGUGAGAUUCUAAAAAUUAGUUAUUAAUUAUCCUCAGCUUUAUUAAUAAAAUUAAUGGAAUAAUACUUUCUAGAUCAUUGGUGCACGGUGUUUUUUUGUGAGGAGUACCAAGUUUACAACUCAUGCAAAGGGCACCCAGACAAUAUUUUAGUUUGACGAGAUCAGAUACUGGUGUUCUUAGUCAUGUUUAAGAAUACAGACUGUGUACCCUCCACUGACGCUCACCGCUGCCCCUUACUGCCCUGCUCAUCACGUCCCCACCCCUCGCCCAGCCUGUCAAUGAGCCUAGCCUUUCCUGUAAAUCACAAACUGCCUGAAGAACUUGGUGGGUCAGACAGCAUCUAUGGAGACAGAGUGCUAGUUGAUGUCUCAUGUCGAAGCCCUGAAUCAGGACUGAGAGUGUCGAAGGGGUAUAGCCAGUAUAAAGAGGUGUGGGGGGUGGGCAGGUGAUGGGAGCCCAGUGAGGAGUGGGAAACUGCAGAGGAUGGAGAUGGGGAGGGGAGAGUGGAGAUUUUGAUAGAUUGGGAGGUGAUGUGGACAAAACAAAGGGCUGAGAUUGCGGAAUCGGAUCAGUAAAGGAGGAGAUACUGGAGAAAUGAGGGGCAAAUGGACCAGUGGGGGAGGGAGAAGAAACAGUGAUGAGGGCUGGGGGCAGGAUGGAAAGAAGGAAGUGGAGAAAAUCUGGGCAAAUGAGAGAGGGAGAGGGUUGUGUGGGCUACCUGAAGCUAAAAAAUUGAAUGUUACUGUCAUUGGGCUGCAGACAACCCAGGCAGAAUAUCAACUGCUGCUCUUCCAGUUUGUAUUUAGCAGUGGAGGAGGCCGCAGGCAGACAGAUUGGUGUGGAAAUGGGAGGGGAGUUAAGAUGGCUAGCAGCUGGGGGCUCUGGCCUUCUCCAAACAAGAACAGCACUCAAUGCCAUGACUAUUGCAACAUGGUCUCUGUGUUCCUUUCUCUCUUCUUAUCCAUCCAGAUUUUCUUCCACCCAC